AUGGAGGGCCGCGCGCCUGCGGUGCCGACUUGGGGGGCGAAUCGCGCGCAGGCCGCCGCCCGAGGGCCAGGGGCGGCAGCCCCUGACAGUUUCGGGCCGGUUGGUGUGAACAAGCUCAUCUACCUCCCAGUCGCCAUGCGGCCGCGCGGAGUGACGGCACGAAGGCGAUGCUACGCGCGCUCGGCAUCUGCGGCCGACGGGGCCGAAGCGCUGCCGGACAGCGCGGGGCCGCCGCCGUGCCAUGCGGCGGCUCGGCGCAGAGUGCUCGCGGGCGGCCCCAUAGAGCGCCGCGACGGAGACUGGGACUGCCCCAGGUGCGGCAAGAUGGUCUUCGCCAGCAAGUCCGAGUGCUUCGCGUGCGGCGAGCCGAAGCCGAGCGGCGGUGGCGGCGGGCGCGGCCGGAGCUACGACCGCGGCGGCGGCGGGCGCGGAGGCUACGAUGACCGCGACGACCGGCGCGGCGGCGGGGGCCGCGGGGGCGACCGCUACGACGACUACGACGAUCGUCGCCGCAGAAGGCGCGACGACAGCUACGACGACUACGACCGCGGCCGCGACCGCCGCCGCCGCUGA
Molecule: messenger RNA, 573 nt
Organism: Prorocentrum cordatum
Lineage: Eukaryota; Dinophyceae; Prorocentrales; Prorocentraceae
Source: the annotation of a GenBank genome assembly